Messenger RNA from Durio zibethinus, 1109 nucleotides. RefSeq names its product cyclin-dependent kinase-activating kinase assembly factor-related / CDK-activating kinase assembly factor-like protein. Gene Ontology annotation, biological process: regulation of transcription by RNA polymerase II; DNA repair. The record is from RefSeq and is a predicted model, not a curated record. Gene Ontology annotation, cellular component: transcription factor TFIIH holo complex. Lineage: Eukaryota; Viridiplantae; Streptophyta; Magnoliopsida; Malvales; Malvaceae.
AUCCCUUUUCAGAACUUGAAAAUUCCUAAAAUUACCCAAAUAAAUAUGCUUUUUAAGCCAUUUUGCUUUUCCGCCCAAACCGAAAAAUCGUUCCACCCUCUUAGUUUACCACUGUCUUGAUUUGUUUGAUUUUGGGUUUUCAGUAACUGGACAAAUGGUUGCCGCCAGAGCAAAAUUACUUGCAGUUUAGAAGAGCUCCGAUCCCGAUCCCACUGAAGAGUCUAAAUCAGUUUUUCGAAUCCCAAUCGCCUAAGCUAAAGCCAAAAAAAAAAAAGCCCAAAACUCGAAAGCUAUGGUGGUUGCUAGUUCUAAUCCUCACAACAAGGAGAUGCAAAUCCGUAGAAGAAUAAACAACAUAUUCAAUAAAAGAGAAGAGGAUUUUCCAUCCCUGAGGGAAUACAAUGAUUAUUUGGAAGAGGUGGAAGACAUGAUUUUUAAAUUGAUUGAAGGAAUAGAUGUUCAAGCUAUUGAAGAACAAAUUAGUAAGUAUCAGCAAGAAAAUGCUGAGCAGAUUAUGAUCAAUCAAGCUCGGAAGGCCGAAGAUUUAGCUGCAGCUAUGGCAGCAAGCAAGGGACUUCCGAUUCAGGCUGAUACUGAUGCGGCCCUAAACCAGAGCUCUCAAGCAGGGUUUGGUGCUGGUGGCCAAGGUCAAUAUGCACCUACAGUUGCUGGAGGGCAGCCACGACCAACAGGCAUGGCGCCACAACCAGUGCCACUUGCCAGUGGGCUGGACAUGCAUGGUUAUGCUCUUGAUGAUGAGGAAAUGAUGAGGCUCCGAGCAGAAAGAGGUGGAAGAGCAGGAGGGUGGAGUAUAGAGUUGAGCAAGAGGAGGGCCCUGGAAGAAGCCUUUUCAAGCAUUUGGGUUUGAUGUUCUUGAUGAAUACCAGUUUUGGCUCCAUUUUACAUGAUUAAAAACUCCUGUCAAAUAUAGCUUGGGUUUCUGCUGAAUCUUAAAUUAAAUUGUCAAAGGCUCAUCACCCUUUAUCAAUCACAGGCCAAUGCCAUUGCCGGGGUGACUUGUAAGGGGGUUGAAUGUAGCCAAUUUCUAUUGUUCUGAUUCUUCUAUUUCAGGCAUACAUGUAGUCUCUGGAACACUGUUGACCUCUUCA